This is a messenger RNA of Ochlerotatus camptorhynchus, 1327 nucleotides long. Its product is annotated as leucine-rich repeat and death domain-containing protein 1-like. The record is from RefSeq and is a predicted model, not a curated record. Gene Ontology annotation, molecular function: protein binding. The coding region runs from base 227 to 1327 and encodes 366 amino acids. Lineage: Eukaryota; Metazoa; Arthropoda; Insecta; Diptera; Culicidae. The transcript is spliced from 2 exons.
AGUUUAUGGAACUUUGCUGAAACAUCUCAAAUCAUCCACAGCUUAGCGGAGCUUUCCGUAACCCAAUUACACAACUUAUGAACUGUUUUACACCAUUACUAUUUAUUAUCAGCACCGCCAUGCUCGUCAAUAAAAUAAUUAAAAAGCAUCGUCAAACGAUCCUUUCAAAUGAUAAGCGCUGCUAACAGAUCCGACUUUAGUGCAUUGUAACUGGCAGUAGCAAUCAAUGAUCACUUCUGGUUAUACUGGUACAUUAGUAAAAAUGUGGAACUUUUCCAAAUCGUCACAUUUAUUUGCAAUCAAUAUUUUUUUGCUGCUACUGCUGUUACCCCUAACCAACGCGGUAGAAUACAGCUGCAUCGAGUACCACAAAGGUUAUUGUGUACUUGAAAACGUCACCACGGAGUCGGUCCUAUCGAACCAAGCGACGUUCCCAGUGGACAAAUUUCUGCUCAUUCAGAACAGCACCAUCCCCACGUUCGGAGAGGAUCAUUUUCGUCAACUACACACCGUGGAGAAUCUGAUGAUACAUCAUUUGAAAAUCGAACAAUUGGACCUGAAGGGAUGCAAUCAGCUGAUGAUGCUUUUCGCCAGCUACAAUCACAUUUCCAAUCUGAGGGCCGUCGAUGGACUUCCACUGCGUAGCUUGCAUCUCUAUCAGAAUUUACUGACGGACGUUGAUGCGCUGAAGGUGCUAACGGAGUUGGAACAGCUUUAUUUGCACGAUAAUCUGAUUGAAGUUUUGACAAUCGAUGUGUUUGCAAAAAUGAAGAGCUUGAAAAUCUUGACGCUACACCGGAACAAACUGACGGCGAUCGAUACGAUCAAGCCGAUCAGCUUACCCAGUUUGGAAUCGCUGUUUCUGCAGCACAAUAAGCUGACGUAUUUGGAUACCGGUUUAUGGCGAAUGCCUGCUCUGCAGACGGUGGACCUGAGCGAUAACGAACUCGCUUUCUUGUUUACUUUCUUGGAAGAGUUUCCCGGCUUAGCAACGUUGGAGCUGCAUACCAACAGGUGGAACUGUGCGUGGUUACACAAAAUGGUGGACCGAAUGGAAAUGCGAGGGAUUCAGCACGGUCAGACCGAUCGGUCUUGCGAGGGAACGUUGUUUGGGGAGAUUUGCUGCUGGCCCGAGGGAGCCGAACCAGACCCGAUGAUGCUGCUCAUCAGUAGGACUGGCAUCGUGGACGAUUUGCAAGAUCAGCUCGGAAAUCAACGGCAGAAGGUGGAGCACCUAGAGGAGGCGCAUCGGAAGCAGACGUACAAGUUUGAUGAGAUGAAAAGGAAAAUCGAUCGGAUAGAAGAAUUGUGCCGGAAUGAGUUGUAA